Messenger RNA from Cylas formicarius (sweet potato weevil), 3843 nucleotides. RefSeq names its product transient receptor potential-gamma protein (gene Trpgamma). Bases 56 to 3445 code for a protein of 1129 amino acids. Lineage: Eukaryota; Metazoa; Arthropoda; Insecta; Coleoptera; Brentidae. Gene Ontology annotation, biological process: regulation of cytosolic calcium ion concentration; manganese ion transport; calcium ion transmembrane transport. Gene Ontology annotation, cellular component: cation channel complex; membrane. The transcript is spliced from 20 exons. The record is from RefSeq and is a predicted model, not a curated record. Gene Ontology annotation, molecular function: inositol 1,4,5 trisphosphate binding; protein binding; store-operated calcium channel activity.
CUUUUUAGAAAAGCCUCCCAUUGAUAAAAAAGUAAAGAGACACAGUAUCCACGGCAUGAUGGAAGAGGAGAACGUCAUCAGGCCCCACCAGGAGAUCGCGCAACUCUCCCUCGACGAGAAAAAGUUCCUGCUGGCAGUCGAAAGGGGAGACGUCGCUUCCACCAGGCGCAUGCUGCAGAGAGCGGAAGAUACGAGCUACAUCAACAUCAACUGCGUCGAUCCCCUUGGCAGAAGUGCCUUGCUGAUGGCCAUCGACAACGAAAACUUAGAAAUGGUAGAACUGCUGAUAGAAUACAAAGUAGAGACUAAGGACGCACUGCUGCACGCCAUCUCGGAAGAGUUUGUGGAAGCCGUAGAAGUUUUGUUGGACCACGAGGAGACGAUCCAUAAAAAGGGAGAACCGCACAGCUGGGAAGCGCUGCCUCCAGACACUGCCACAUUCACGCCAGAUAUUACUCCUCUGAUUUUGUCCGCCCAUAGAGAUAACUACGAGAUUAUUAAGAUAUUGUUAGAUAGGGGAGCCACCCUUCCGAUGCCGCACGAUGUCAGAUGCGGUUGCGACGAAUGUGUCACGUCUCGGAUGGAGGAUUCUCUUCGACACUCGAGGAGUCGCAUAAAUGCAUACCGAGCGCUGGCGUCGCCGUCCUUAAUAGCGCUCUCCUCCAAAGACCCCAUCCUCACCGCGUUCGAACUUUCAUGGGAAUUACGCAGGCUAAGUUUCAUGGAGCACGAGUUCCGGGGCGAAUACCAAGAGCUUAGGAAACAAUGUCAGGACUUUGCAACCGCUUUACUGGACCACACGAGGAGCUCUUACGAGCUGGAGGUGCUCCUCAAUCACGAUCCUACUGGUCCGGCCUUCGAGCACGGCGAUCGGAUGCACCUCAAUAGACUGAAACUUGCCAUCAAGCUUCGACAGAAAAAGUUUGUGGCUCACUCUAACGUUCAACAAUUACUGGCUUCCAUUUGGUACGAAGGUUUGCCGGGUUUCCGUCGAAAAAACAUGGUCCUCCAAGCGUUGGAGAUCGUACGCAUAGGAAUGCUCUUCCCGUUUUUCUCCAUUGCCUACAUCGUCGCGCCGCACUCUAUCAUCGGACAGACCAUGAGGAAGCCUUUUAUAAAGUUCAUCUGCCAUUCUGCAUCUUACUUCACAUUCCUAUUUAUGUUAAUACUGGCCUCACAGCGACAAUUAUUUUUCAACGGAGAUAACGAAGAAAUCAUUAUCCAGAGAGGUGCCAAACCGACUCUGAUAGAGUGGAUAAUCCUCGGCUACGUUAGCGGUCUUAUAUGGAGCGAGAUCAAACAACUCUGGGACGUCGGGCUCGAAGAAUACGUGCGUGAUAUGUGGAACGUCAUCGAUUUCAUUACCAAUUCCUUGUACGUAGCAACGGUGGCGCUGAGGGUGGUGUCUUAUUAUCAAGUAAGAAAUUGUUCUAGAAACAGAUUUCGUGUCCACCAAAAAUCGGAAAUUAUUUUGAGGAAGGACUGGGACGCCUGGGACCCAAUGCUGAUUUCCGAAGGCUUGUUUUCAGCCGCAAAUAUUUUCAGUUCUCUCAAGUUGGUUUACAUAUUUUCCGUAAACCCUCACCUGGGUCCUCUUCAGGUGUCUCUGUCACGCAUGGUCAUGGACAUCAUGAAAUUUUUCUUUUUAUACGUACUAGUUCUAUUUGCUUUUUCCUGCGGGCUAAAUCAGUUGUUGUGGUAUUACGCGGGCGCGGAAAAAGAAAAAUGUCCAGAUCCAGAGGACAGUUCAAAUUCCAGCGGCCCGGGCAGCGACUCCAAUGCGUGCACCAUUUGGAGGCGGUUCUCAAACUUAUUCGAGACGGUCCAGACUCUCUUCUGGGCGGUGUUCGGCCUAAUAGAUUUGGAGAGCUUCGAACUAAAUGAAAUUAAGAUCUUCACGCGAUUCUGGGGCAUGCUCAUGUUCGGCACUUAUUCUGUGAUAAACAUCGUCGUCCUAUUAAAUUUGUUGAUUGCGAUGAUGAACCACUCCUACCAAUUGAUAUCGGAACGUGCUGACACAGAAUGGAAGUUCGCCAGAAGCAAAUUGUGGAUAAGCUAUUUUGAAGAGGGCGGUACCGUUCCCCCUCCGUUUAACAUUAUCCCGACCCCUAAAAGUGCCUGGUAUGUGAUCCAGUGGAUGCGCAGAAAAUUCUGUGGCUCGAAGUCGGCUAAGAAAGAGCACAUGAGAACGAUCAGACGCAAAGUGAAGCAAGCAAGUGAACGCGACUUUAGGUAUCAGAGCAUAAUGAGAAAUCUGGUGCGGAGAUACGUCACUGUGGAACAGAGAAAAGCGGAGAAUCAGGGCGUGACAGAAGACGAUGUGAACGAAAUUAAACAAGACAUAUCGGCAUUUCGAUUCGAACUCAUCGAAAUACUGAAGAAUUCCGGAAUGAAUACGUCGACAGCUCACAGCGGCAUGGGCACAGGAGGCAAGAAGAAUCGGCAAAAAGAGCGGCGGUUGAUGAAGGGCUUCAACAUUGCGCCGCAACCUUCGGCUACCUCAACAUCCCUCCCUCCCGUAGCCGAAUUCAUAGCCUCACUCCAAGGACACCACAAUCCCAACCACCACGAAUUUUUCGGAUCCACCUUCUCCGGUAUCUUCAACUCGGUACCCAGAAAGCUUCACCACCACAGCAGUACGGUAUCGUCAUCGCAAGGCAGUAUUAACGAGAGUCAUAACAGAGAUCACCGAGGUCUAGGAAGGCUUCACCUCAAACGAGGCCACAUGCACAAAAGACGGUGGGGCACUUUGAUAGAGGCAGCAAAAACCGCGAAGAUGUCACGUCUCAUAGGAAGGUCCCGUUCGGAAGACUCGGUGUGCAACAAUUGUCACGAAAGUGGACAUAACCAUUCCCACAGCCAUAGCAACAGUCCAGCAUCCGAAGAGAAUGCUUCCAUAAGUCCGUCGGACUCGAAUCGCAGUAUCGAAGCGAAUGUCAAUAACCCGGAGCCGGAGCUCCACGGCUUGGCUCACGGACUCGCGUUGCUAAAGAAGAAGCGAAAAAAAUUCUCGGCUUCCAGAAACACCAGUCCUAUAGUAGUCCCUUCUAGUAACAUAAACGAAACUUUUACGAAGAAAUUUGCGUCCACCAAGAUACCGCAAGUGCUGAAGAGGGCUUCCAGCGUUCCCACGCGUGUACCAGAAGUUACCCAGACCGGCGGACAUAACAAAACUCAGUCCCAACAAGAUUCCGUCGAGCUGCCUCCUCCGGCCCAUGGCCUGACGCCUUCGACGACGGAGGAGAGCGUCGCUGCCGCCAGUCAGAAUAUCCAUUCCGGUAACACUUCAUCCAGGGACCUUUUGCUGUACAAUUCGUCGUCGAGCAACCAAGCUACCGGGUCCACACAAACUCCCGACGACGAAUUUAAGAACAAUUAUCCGUCUCUGCCUAAACUGCCUGGUAUUAUCCCCAUUGGAGGUAACACUAACGGUGGGUGGUUGUAAAACAGGCCUAAACGCGCGUUUAAUCGAUAUUAUCAGACCCGGUUUGGGAUUCUAUCGAUUACAUAUCGUGUAGUUCCGGAUGGGGUUUAGAUGUGCUAAGCUUGUCCGCUCUUCUAGGGAAUGUUUAGAGCGUGUUUAGUGGUGGUUAAAUGGGUUUAUAUGGAUUUGCUUGAUAACUAGACAUUCUAAUGUGAAGAAGAAAGUUUAAGUUUGUUAUAAAUUCAGCUUGAUAAUUGGGACUUGAUCCAACUAACAUUUAUAUGUUUUAAACUGAUAUCACGUAUAAAGAUAAUGGCCCCAUAUUUAUUUUUAACUGAGAGUAAGUUUUACAACACCUCGGAAAUAACGUUAGAAUAUUUUUAGAGGUGAUUCUGUAUGAAAAACUAGAAUAUUUUUUA